GCCCGGGCUCUCCAGGACCAGCCUGCGCUCCUGGCGCCCUCAUGUCUUCAACCGACUCCCUGCGCUGGUUGACGUGGUGUCUCCUUCGGAUUUCCAGGCAAGAUCUCAGCUCCGGCGGCAGCAUCAGCCCGGCCCAUCUCGUGCACCCAGGCGCUGCGCCCCGAGAAGGCGCAGAGCGCGGCCGCCGCCGCUGAGCCGCCCGCGGCGCCCAGGGCCCGCGCAGCCUGGUCACCCCCCACCCAAGGCAGCUGCAGCUGCUCCGACCUCGACUUCUGGGGGUGCGGGGGUCGGCGGGGGAACUGUCGCCAUCCUUCACCCUUCUCGCGGCGGAGGGGGCUGGAGCCUUGGCCGCCGCCUCCCGCGCGCCCUCGCAGCCCCGAGCGGCCCCAGGAUUGCGAACUCGUCGUGCCCUGAGCGGUGGGGCGGGGCUCCGCACUCCGGCCCUCGGCCCGGAUGGGUGUAUUGGCUGGGACUUGGGGCUCCUGGAGUUAAUGUCCAACUGGGGGUCUGCGGAGACCGGAUCCGAGGUGCCGCCGCCGGACGGGACUCUAAGAUGAAGUUAUGGGAUGUCGUGGCUGUCUGCCUGGUGCUGCUCCACGCCGCGUCCGCCUUCCCGCUGCCCGCCGGUAAGAGGCCUCCCGAGGCGCCCGCCGAAGACCGCUCCCUCGGCCGCCGCCGCCGCGCUCCCUUCGCGCUGAGCAGUGACUCAAAUAUGCCAGAGGAUUACCCUGAUCAAUUUGAUGACGUCAUGGAUUUUAUCCAAGCCACCAUUAAAAGACUGAAACGGACCCCGGACAAACAGAUGGCUGUGUUUCCGAGAAGGGAGCGAAACCGGCAGGCCGCGGCGGCCGGCCCGGACAACCCCAGGGGGAAAGGCCGGCGGGGCCAGAGGGGCAGGAACCGGGGCUGCGUCCUCACCGCCGUCCACCUGAACGUCACGGACUUGGGGCUGGGCUACGAAACCAAGGAGGAGCUGAUUUUCCGGUACUGCAGCGGCUCCUGCGAGGCCGCCGAGACGACUUACGACAAAAUAUUGAAGAACUUAUCCAAGAACAGAAGGCUGGCGAGUGACAAAGUGGGGCAGGCCUGUUGCAGACCCGUUGCCUUCGACGACGACCUGUCCUUUCUAGAUGAUAACCUGGUUUACCAUAUUCUAAGAAAGCAUUCCGCUAAAAGGUGUGGAUGUAUCUGACCCCCCGCUCCAGAGACUGCGGCGUAUUGCAUUCCUGCUACCGUGCAAAGAAGGGGACCAAGGUUCCCAGGAAACGUUCGCCCAGAUGGAAGAUGAGGACCAAGGUGCAGGAGGAGGAGGAGGAGGAGGAGGAGGAGGAAGGCAGCCAUUGGGGGAGCCUGGUACAGAGAGAUCCAGCUGCAGCAAACUGGAUAGGAGAGGGAGAAGACAGACGUCUGGACCCUCCCAGACGGCGGCCGAUGCCACAGAAGCUCAGGGCUGGGGUCCCUGGUUGGGUGUUGCCAUUGUUCCACCUGACACCGUCCACUGUCCACUGGCCACUGUCACCGGUCUCGGGCACAGUUGCGGAUGCACUUGAAACCAAACCAGUGUGUCUCCUGUGGUUUGUUCUCACGCGUCAGGGGACACCGGGAAAACGUGACGCCGGUGUCGUUCCCUGUCGUUACCUUUUACUGCUGAAAGCGAGAAAGGUUUAUUUUCCUGUCACUCCGUGGAGACCUGCCCCGGAAAGAAGGGGAGGAAAACAAGCAAAGACACAAGACGCAGUAACCUUGGACUCUGAAAGCGAAGGCCUGAGGUUUUACUACAGCCAGCGCGUUGUGAACGGCUGGCAGUUCAUUUUGAACUUGGUGUGUGGGGUGGGAAGAAGUCGGCUAGGAACCCAAACGGCUGUUCGCGUGACUGGAAACCAACCUGAAGGCAUGUCCCUUCUGGCCCUGGACACGGGAGACCAGUUGUGGUU
This is a messenger RNA of Phyllostomus hastatus (greater spear-nosed bat), 1934 nucleotides long. It is a transcript of the gene GDNF, whose product is annotated as glial cell derived neurotrophic factor. Lineage: Eukaryota; Metazoa; Chordata; Mammalia; Chiroptera; Phyllostomidae. Gene Ontology annotation, biological process: peripheral nervous system development; positive regulation of branching involved in ureteric bud morphogenesis; negative regulation of neuron apoptotic process. The record is from RefSeq and is a predicted model, not a curated record. The transcript has 3 exons. The coding region runs from base 554 to 1192 and encodes 212 amino acids. Gene Ontology annotation, molecular function: growth factor activity; receptor tyrosine kinase binding; glial cell-derived neurotrophic factor receptor binding.